Parnassius mnemosyne (clouded apollo) is the source of this 927-nucleotide messenger RNA. The record is from the annotation of a GenBank genome assembly. Lineage: Eukaryota; Metazoa; Arthropoda; Insecta; Lepidoptera; Papilionidae.
AUGAAGACUAGUUCGUCCCAAUUCGAUUUGAUGGUGACAUAUAUGGAGCAGCAUGGAGAUCUCAGCAAACUAUCGAAUAAUGCGAGAGGUAGGAUGGCUUCUAUAAAAAACUGGGAGGUGUUAGGUCAAUUUUUGAAUAGUGAUGGUAGUGGUGAUACAAAAAGCACUGAGAAAUGGAAGAAGGUUUGGAGUGAUUACAAAAACAAUAUUAAAAAGAAGGCUGCUCGUCUACAUAAAGCGGCUAGUGGUACUGGUGGUGGGCCUGCUACACAUGGCAAAUUAACAGAUUUAGAACAAAGAGUUCUAAAUCUGAUUGGUGUACAGGUAGCUACGGGCGUGGCAGUUGAAGAGGCUGGGUUGUCACAGCGGACUUAUGUUCAGGCUAAUCCCACAGUGAACCUUGAACAAGGAAUACUAACUCCACAACCACCUCAAUCAAUAGAAUGUACUUUACAACCUGCUCAGGACAGGACACUACAGGACAAUAUUGCCCCACAAUUGCCACCAACAUUGCCGAGGGCUAUAUUUACACCAUCUCUUGCCUUUACAGAGGAAGUUCAAAAAAUUAUUACAGAUACGGGCACACUCUCUCCAACUUUGCUCUCAUCUCAAGUCCAAGAUAGUCAACCGGGGCCUGCUUUGUCGGGGCAAACUACACCUUGCCGUGCAAGACCCAUUCGUACUCGAAGAUCACCUCGAAGACGAGUGAGGCCAGCACACACAGAGCAGGCAGCACAACAGUUUCUCCAAGCCGAAGAACACUGGAGAAACUUUAAAAAACAGCAACACCAAGACUACAUGGACUUGAGAAGGGAGCGACAUAGAAUCAGGGAGUUGGAACUUCAAUCUCAGAGAGAGUGGCAAGCAUUAGGUUUAAGAGCUAUAGAUUUGUUAGAUAAAGUAGUUAAUAAGUACUGUAAAGAUUAG